Hyposmocoma kahamanoa is the source of this 5959-nucleotide messenger RNA. RefSeq lists its product as uncharacterized. Gene Ontology annotation, molecular function: protein binding. The record is from RefSeq and is a predicted model, not a curated record. Lineage: Eukaryota; Metazoa; Arthropoda; Insecta; Lepidoptera; Cosmopterigidae. The transcript is spliced from 24 exons. The coding region runs from base 444 to 4184 and encodes 1246 amino acids.
CGAAAGACAACAGAUUGGUGCCGGCUCCCACGAGCACGAGCCCAAGCUCAUGUGUUUUAAACUCGUAUCGCCGGGCAUGAAUGAAACCGAACGUUUCAUGUUGUACAAGCUGUAUUAUGGACUGAAAUACGACUACAUAGUCUGUAGUAGCAUUAUCGCAUUCACCGAGUGAAAUUCCAAGUGCAGUGUUGAUACUCCAACGACAACGACUUCACGAUACGACUACGAAGAUAAUUCCAAUUUUCCGACAAUACACAUAACACAGCGCUCACUCACCCACUGAAACCCGACUGAUUGUAAUGAAAUUGUGACAUAACAAUGAAUACAAUGCUUUGAUUAAUAAACAUUUCGUUAUGUACCAAUAUUGCAAUACAUUGCCUAAUAACAGUCGAAGCGGGUUUUGAAGUUACUUCGGAGAACAGCAAUGAAGUGAGGUGUAGGCGAUGACAGCGCGAGAGGUGGAGUUGGCCGGCGGGGCACCAUGGGGCUUCCGCAUGCACGGCGGCGCCGAUCAAAACCAGCCGCUCAGGAUAUCGAGGCGAUACAGCGACAUAGUCGAGCGCUCCCUCGAAGUGAAUCCCGGUCGGAAGGCGUCACUGAGCGGCAUCCGGGAGGGCGAUGUGAUCUCUUCGAUUAACGGACAGCCCACGAAGGGCAUGACCAAUUCAGAUGCUCACGCGAUGCUGCGCUCCGCCGGACCAGUGUUAAAGCUGGGGCUUAAUGAGGACAGGGAGAUGUCACCGCGAAGAAGAUCCAUUGGCAAAGGCUCCGAGUUGAAAAGGCCUUCUCAACUAGUAGCCGAAGUGCAAAAAGCUACACCUCAGGCUCCAGUAUACGCAACCAUACGACCUUCACAUUCACCUCAAAGUCGACCCUUAUCUUCAAGCAUGAGAUCCUCGCUGAACUCCCUACCUUCAGCUCUUAACUCAACGCCACUUGUCAAAUCUGUUGCGUUUACGGAAGAAACACCUAGAUUUCAUCCAACCAACCCUUUUUAUACAAUUCUUCCUUCGAACUAUUCAAGUGCUUCCAAAUUACCCAUACCAAGCGGUAAAUCUGCAUCCACCUUAGAUAGAAACAAAAAAGAGUCGCCUUUUAAUGACAUCACUACAGAUCUAAAAUCACCAUCAUAUUUCACUAAAACUAACGAAGGUCAAAACAGCUUGCAAUACUAUCAAAACAGUGAAAACAUUAAUGGGUAUGAAUCGGAAAAAUCUACUGCCACUAACACUACAGAUCCAUUUAGUAACGAUCAGUAUGGUCAAAGAGAUAAUCAAAGUAUUCCAAACAAAGUAAAUAGUAAAAACCCGUUUGAAACGAAAAGGAACAAUGAUCCUUUUGAGAAAAUUCUUGGACAGGAAACUCUGAAUGGGAAACAUGACAACGAAACGUCUUUGCCUGUGUCACAGAGCGAUCAUAAUUUUCAUAGACGCGAAGAGAUUACUAAACAUUCAGUAAUGGAGCAUAAGAUCAGCGAAGUUGAAGAAAUAAAAACGAUAAAGAAAAUAAUACUUAACGGUUCAGAUGAUACGACUGAUUAUCAAGAACAUAUUAAUAUUUCACCGAAAAAGAAGGAUUUUAAUUACACGCCUCAGGAAACUCGUCAUGAAGAGUUUAAAAACUACCAUUCUAGCUCCCAUAGAGAGCGGAUAACGCCAACUGAUUAUCAAAAAACUAUCAACGUUAGUUCACAGAAAAAUACUGACCUUAGUUACAAACCCGAUGACAGUCGUUACAAUGAGUUUAAAGAUUAUCAAUCCACUUCUAAUAAAGAACUUGUAGCACCAUCGCCAACGCAACAAAACAAUAAUAACUUCAAUUUAACAUUAGAUAGAAAAGAAGAAUGUUAUAAAAACUGCGAUACUUCGAUAUAUCAACAAUACAAGCCAUAUCGACCGAGGGAAUUCGGCAAUUCUCCUGCAGCGGAGGCGUCGGAGGUCAUCGCCAGCAAACCGCCCGUGAAGUCGCCGUCUGCGCCUGUGACGGCCCCCAGCCCCACACCGAAACAGACCGUCAUGAUCGCUCCGACGUUCAAGGCGCGUUCUACUUCUCCAGCGGUGUGGAGGCCGGGCGUGCCGACGACGCCCCCGCCUGCGCCGGCGGCGCCUACGCCGAUCCCGGGUGCCCCCCCGCCGCCGCCACCACCGCCCCCAAUUUGGAGCCCCAGCAGCGGUGGUCCGUCGCCACAAGCACCUCGCAAGAGUUUCCGACCUGUGCACUUCGAAGAAUCGCCACCCGCCCGCCGUAAAUUUGCGAGCGCCGAGCAGAACGGUGUUACCAGUGGAUCAGAAAGCGAGAGUCGCCUUCGAACUUCGUUCAGUGCCCCUGCAUCAGGGUUGAACUCCUUGGGUGGGUCGAGCAGCCGCCUUCCACGAGCGCAAAAUCCUACUGUUACUCUGCUGCAAAAGGCACGGGAAGGUCAAAUACCUAGAGGAUCGAACUAUCUGCAGCAGGAAAGAGACGGUGCUCGACUGCCGCGCGAUCGCCCCUCACCACCUAGAGGAGAUCCUGUGCAUGCAUUACGCAAAGAAUACGCUAGCGAAGGAGAGGCGGACCGCAGCGACUUCGAUCGUGGGAGCCUUCGGAAAAUGGCAGAUGCCCACAGAAAAGUAGAAGGAAUCGGGCCCAUUACCAAAGAAGGCAUGCCAGUCACACUCAGAUCUGAAGUCAAGGACCCUUCGAAAUGGUACAAGAAAAUGUACGAUACAAUUCAUAAAAACAAAUACGAUGACGAUUAUGUGACUAUUCGAUACAAAAAUCGCCGAGGUCAACCACCUCAACGUGUGACAAACAAAUCACAGUACGCAUACUUUGAUCCUCGAUCGGGAUACCUCAGCGAACCUGAAGGAGGUCUCAGCAGACUGGGCUAUAGCACCUGGAGCGACGCUUAUGACAGUGACGUCACCACCGGACCAAGAAGACGAACUGCAUCUAUGCAAGAAGACAGAAAGAACGAACCCGUUUCGCCUUAUUUGCCUAGUAAUAAAUAUAGCACGUUAGCCUCAGCAAGGGCUAGUCAAGAAGUAUAUAAAAACCAGCCUGGGCGUAUAGAAAACUAUGUUCCUGGCAAAUCUUCGGUAGUGGACAAGGAAGCUAAACAGUGGUGGGACGAGGUCAUGGACAUUUUUGACGGGCAAAACGUAUCAAGUACAACAUCGUUACCGCAAGGGUCACCUAAGGAGAAGAAAGAUCUUACAUCUGCAAUAUUAUCGAAAUCAAAUAUGGCAAGGGCUUUAAAAGAAUCAGGUUACGAGUCAGAUUCAACUUUAAUAUUUAAACGAAGAGACGAAACUGAGGCGCCAUUGUCACCUGCAGAGAGACGAGCUGCUUAUAGAGAUCUUCAGGCUGGUGGAGAACCGCCUUUAAGAGGAUUCCGAUCACCAGCUCCACCUAGGCAAGAGACCAACUCAGCCCCGGAGCCACCACGACGAGCAUUCUACGGAAGUAUAUCGGAUACAGAAUCUCCGAGGCGAUACGUGGAGAGCGAUGUCAAUAUCCACUACCGGUGCCCGGUGCGGCACGAUCCGCUACCUCUGGUCCCCGAGCGAGAGCUGGCUCGUCAGCAGGCCGAGCACAUGAAGCGGUUGUACAGAGAACAACGCCGGAACAAAUACCUACAGGCAAGUUUUUUUCCUAUACUUUUUUACAACAGCAGUGCAACACUCUUUUUGCGAUCCAUGUCGCUACCUAGUUUAAGAAAUACGCUCAGUACGGUUGACGAUCGUCGAAGGAAUGGUUACUCGAACCGUGGUAAUGAAGAUGACUUGCCGCACGAAUUCGCAUCACGCCGAUUCGCAGUUUUGUGUUUCGACCCGUUUGGAUUUAAACUUUUACAAAGUUGCUUUAUAAUUAUAAAUGUUUCAUAUUUUACCACAAUAAUGGUAGGUUACACCGCGAAACCUGCGCAAGCUACGCUGACGCCAUCUGAACGAGGGUAUGGCCCUCCGACGGGCCCUGGAGUCGAUCUAAAUAACACGGAGCCUUUGUAUGUCGACACUAAUGCCGAAGCAGUACCAUACCGAGCAAUGUACAAGUACCGACCGCAGAACCCGGACGAGCUAGAACUUAACGAGGGUGACACAGUAUAUGUACUAGAGCAGUGCGACGACGGAUGGUACGUCGGGUCCAGUCAGCGUACGGGUCGCUUUGGCACCUUCCCAGGUAACUACGUGGAGCGCAUCUGAUAGCGCGAGUCGUCGCUGCUGCGGCGACUGCGUCGCGCAACACUCUGCGCGCGCCGUCGCCGCGUGCGUUAAUGGCUACUGACAUCCCGUCUUGUGUCUUCUAUUUAUACUGUGACUCAAUGCUGGCCAACGCCAAAGAUAGUUCAUUCAUUAGUUGAUUACGCGAAAUGUGAAACAUUCAAUAACGUAUUGUAAUAGCUAACUAGUGAAUUUGCUAACUUUGUGACGCUCUUAUAUAAUUUGGUGCCUAAAAGUCGGCAAAACCAGCUCUCGUUUUGUAGUUUAAGUGUUUGUACAUAGACGGAAGCAGCGAGAAAUGUCAAGACUCGUGCGUUCUACGGAACUUAAGCUUGGUGCACACUAACUGAAAUUCAGCUGCGUAAUUUCGGCAUGACCGCUAUGACAAUAUGGUGAUAUCUGUUUAGGGAAAAUUGGAACGGGCUAUAAUUACCCCGCUAAAUUUCGGUAAGUGUGGCACAAAAUUUAGAUUAGUAAGCGCCUGAUUGUUGUCAAAUACUAUUCAUAAUUGUAAAUGUUACUGGGACAAUAUAAUUGUAUCAAAACCGUAUAGGGUAGAUAGUGGAACGAUCUAACGAUCAAAUGGCCUAUAUGACAUUUGUGUAUAAUUAAGUAAUUAUACCAAAUUAUACCAUGACAUUUUUAUAAAUUUUGUAAAAAAAAAGAACUUUGUAUCGUUAGAUUAUUGACCUCCGUGCAGCCUUGUCGUAUAUUUUUCUUCAUUAAUAUUUUAAUUACCAAAGUAUAAUGUUAACUUUUUAACACACGUCAUGGACACUAACUAACAGUUAGUUACACUUUUACCCAGUAAUUUAUCAUUUGGGCGUACAGUGUCCAAUAUUAUGUAAAUGUCCAUUUUAAUUUAUCCAAAGUUGUCUAAGCGACCCAAAGAGUAUGUCUAUCGGAUAAUUGUGUUGUUGUAUAAUUGUAUAAAUAUUAAAAAAAAAUUAAUAAAAAUAAUUAUACCUGUAAAAUUUUAGUAUAGUUAUUUAUUUAAAAUGUAGAAGUGAAGAUAUGAGCUCGUCUUUUAAAAGUAAAAUUUUAAAAGAGUGUAGCCAGCACGCGUUUACUAACCUGUCUUGUUACUAACCUCUUCAUUGUUCUAUAUAUCGGCAAAAGUCAAACUUUGAAAUCAAUCAAUAGAUAUCAAAUAAUAUUUAUCAAAGUUUUGACCUUUUGUGACAUUGGUUAGAUUUUUCAACGUACUAACUCUAGCACUUCUGUAUUACAAAUUAAAAAAUCUAGUUACCGAAGAUAACUGUGUUGAUUCUGUUGAUGUACAUGUAUACGUACAUAACGUACGUAUGCCUGCUUGACAUGUCUAUAAAUAUUGCUUUUAAUUUUUGGAACCAACAGAUUUUACAGUUACACAAAUAGAGGAGCUUCGGUACAAAAACCCAAUCUGCUAAAUUUCUAUUCUAAUUCAUAGUCUCAUUGAAUGGAUUUGUCGCAUUUUGUUCAUAUCCAUACACGUGAAACGUUAUUUGAAGAAAAAUUUAGCGGUUACCUUCAGGUUGGAUAAAUUAUUCAUAGAAACAAAGAAUAACUACCUUUUGGCAUCACAAGAAAGAACAAGUUAAAAUGAAGACAGGUUUUCGGUCUUUGUUCCGAGGCUACUAUUUUGCUAUACGAGUAUGACGUCAAAUCUGCAAGACAUUACAUAAUAAUAAUUGUAAGUUUUUUAUAAAAAAAACCUACCUCAAAAAUUUGUGGAAAUACAUCUAUUUGCCAAGUUUCAUAGAAAUCGAUUACCGGAA